Molecule: messenger RNA, 3841 nt
Organism: Coccinella septempunctata (seven-spotted ladybird)
Lineage: Eukaryota; Metazoa; Arthropoda; Insecta; Coleoptera; Coccinellidae
Gene: Ack-like
Product: activated Cdc42 kinase-like
Exons: 13
Coding region: 122-3184 (1020 amino acids)
Biological process (GO): protein phosphorylation
Molecular function (GO): protein tyrosine kinase activity; protein binding; ATP binding
Source: RefSeq, a predicted model, not a curated record
GACAACUUGACAUAUGUGUUGGAUAUUUCCAUAUUUUCAUCAACUAGUCAAAUGUAAUUUAUAAAUAUUAGAAUUAUAAAUAAACAACAACCGAAUUUCGUUAUAAUAUUAUUAUAACACAAUGGAAAUACUUCCAGAGGGUGUGAAUGCAAAUUUUAAGAAAGGUCCCGGACUUUAUGAAUUUUUAGUGGAAGCUGAAUUGCAACAUUAUUUCAAUAGUUUCAAAAAUAACCUUAAAAUUACACAUCCGUCACAACUAAAAUUCACUAUAGAAGGAGAUCUGAUAGAAAUGGGAAUGUCAAAACCUGAGAUAAGAAGACUGCGAAAAUAUUAUGAGAAACACUUCCCACACAACUACCUUUCGAAAUUUAAAAAAUUGCUCACUCAGAAAAAACAAGAAUACUCAAAUACUGAAUCCUGCCUCUUGAGCAACACAGACUCUAUGACACUAUCUAGAGCUCCUAAAGUAUCCAGUAAACACAUUAUACCAGCUGCUAGUAUAUCAAUCAAUAAAGAGUUAGGAAUGGGGGAAUUUGGAGUAGUGCAGCAAGGAGUUUGGUGUAAUGAGGGAGAAAGGAUACAGGUUGCGAUAAAGUGUUUAUCGAAAGAUAGAAUGCAGAGCAAUAUGGUGGAAUUUCUCAAGGAAGCAUCAAUAAUGCAUAAUAUAGACCAUCCGAAUAUUGUUAGAUUUUUUGGAGUUGUUCUGCCCAAUAUCGAAGGAAGUUUGAUGUUGGUGACUGAACUAGCACCUUUGAGAUCACUUCUAGAAUGUUUGAAGGAGCCAUCUUUGAGGUCAAGUUUUCCUGUCUUGACUUUGUGUGAUUUUGCAUAUCAGAUUGUUGAUGGAAUGACAUAUUUGGAGGCAAAUAGAUUGAUUCACAGGGAUUUAGCGGCUAGAAACAUAUUGGUAUUCUCCAAAAACAAAGUGAAAAUAUCAGAUUUUGGAUUGAGUCGUGCAUUGGGCCAAGGAAAGGAUUACUACCAGACUAAUUUCAAUGUAAAUUUGAAGCUCCCUAUUGCUUGGUGCGCCCCAGAAUGUAUAACCUAUCUUCGUUUCACAUCUGCAAGUGAUGUAUGGGCUUUUGGGGUUACACUAUGGGAAAUGUUUUCUUAUGGUUUUCAACCAUGGGCAGCCUUAACUGGGCAACAAAUAUUAGAGGCAAUAGAUGAACCCAACUUCCAAAGAUUGGAACAGCCAGAAUGUUGCCCCAUUGAUCAUUAUAAUCUAAUGUUAGACUGUUGGAGACAUGAAGCCUCCCAAAGGCCUCGAUUUGCUGAUAUUGGACCAAUUUUGGCUGAAUGUAGACCAGAGCAAGUUCAGACAAAAGUUGCGGCAUCUGAAGGACCUCAUAUGCUUUCUUUUAGAGUGGGUGAUGUUAUAACAGUUUUAGACAAAAAGACACACAGUCCUUUGUGGAAAGGAAUUACUGUAAGUGGGAAGACUGGCCUAUUCGAUCCUAGCAAUUUGGUUACAUACCUAGGGAACGAUCUACCCAGUUCCUCUUUUAUGAGAACAGAGAGCACCAGGUCUUCGCAAAGGAGAAAAUUGAGAAGUGAAAUGAUCAGUGCACCUCAAGGGGACUUCAAGCACACAGGUCAUGUUGGCUUAGAUGGGGCUUACUUUGGAGAUUUGGCAUUUUUAGGUGGAUCUAAGGGCAAUUAUGGUUCAGUACCAACACAAGUUGUAGCGCCAUACAGACCUCAUAAAGAUCUUGAAGCUGCUCCUUUGCUAGAAGACCACAUACCAGUACCAGCGCCACUUCAAGACCACGAGUACCAUGAGAUCAGCGAUGAGGAAACUUCCCAUAGUCCACAUCUGGACCUCGGGCCGUCCCUUCUCGCCGAAAUGGAGAUGAUGUUCACUUCUCUAGGUCAACAGAACAGUUCCAUCGAUCACGAGGGGUCCAAUAGGAGUAAUGAACUCAGGGAAAAAUUGAACAACACGAAGAAGAAGCAAGCUACAAUAAAACCGAUAUCGGCUCACGACCAGAAAACUUUAGACACGGCCAUUGCUAUGGCCAAUGAAAUAACGACUAGGUCUAUGUCCGCGCCAGCACCAACUACCCCAGCCUCCCCGAGCAAGAAGAAAUUCAGUUUUCGAUUUCCCUCCGUAUCGGACCCUGAUAAACAUGUGGAGAAGAGGAAUUUUUCUGAAGAAGCAUUGUCAACAUCUGAUUUACAGUCGAAGGUUACACAGGAAGCUCAGCUCGCUUACCAAGAACUAGUGGAAAAUCCCAACAGCGAUGUUCCACAGAUGAUGGUUACCAAUCCCCUUCGUAUAAUUAGAUCGGGGCAACUUCCAGUCGUUAACAAUACUCGAGUUAGGUCUGCAAGCGUAACAAGCACUCUCCCUCCGAAAAUCAGUGAUAUAGCUCGAAGUUCUAUACCGGAAAACUUGAAUGGAAAUCCUAAAGAACAACAACCACAUCAAACAGCCACGUUAGGAAGGCAUUCAAUGAUGCGAAGCAAUAGUUCCUAUUCUGAACAGACCAGUUCGAAAGAAGAUAAUCCCAUUCCCUUACCACCAAGAGAUAAAAACAAAGCUCUCCUGACCGCCAAACCGAGACACACUCGAAAACAUCCGCUAAUAAUACCCCCAACGAGCUUCCAGGCCACCCUAGAUAAAGUGAAUUGCGCGGGAAAACCGCCUAUUUCCCAAACAAAUCCGUUCGUUAGGACAAAAUCAUCGGAGCCUGUUUACUCUAACAAUGUACAAGGUAUGAUCGAGAAAAACUCGGAUUCGGUGCAUUUUGAGGAGCAGAUCGAAUCCAAUUUGAAUGCCCUCGACGAAAUACCUUCGGAAACGGAUGUGGUAGACGGGGUUUCCGAAGAUUUCGGUAGGAUGAAAACGGAAGACGAUGGAGGUUUGACUCACCAUGUGAGUUGCGAGGAUUUGCUCAAGUUUGCCAACACAAAACCCCUGUCUAGGACCAGAGGAAAUGAUUCGGACGAAGUGAGGAUCAUGUCUAAAGUAUUGGGGAAGAAUGUGAGCACGGAAAAAUGUUUGGAGGCCCUGGAUCACUCAGAUUGGGAUGUUAUGAGGGCUAUAAAAAUUUUGAAGUUGCAAAAUGUAGUUACUGCUGACCUAAGAACUUGUUAUAACGCACUCGAAAAUUCCGCUUGGGAUGUAGCAAAAGGAGCACAAUAUAUUUUGCAACAAGAUGGUGAAGUUACUCAAGUUUAAAUAUUCUUUCUUAUAUUCGACCCAUUUUGAAUUGCAAAAUUAUCUUGCCAUAGGAAUCUAUUCUUGAAAGCUUUAAAUUUUCUUGUUUUUUUGUUGGUCCACUCUAUACGCAAUUUUCAACAAUUUUUGAGUAUUGUUGGUAUUCGUUAUAGUGGAUCAAUAAAUUAUUUUCUCUUAUCCUUCAUCUAAUAACAUUAUUAGAGCAUGCCCUUUUCGAAACCAAAGCAAUUUUGAUCAAAUGUCAAUAUGAUAAAUUAUUUCUACUGCAAGCACAAUCUCUUGAUGCAGUGUGAAAUUUUGGAGCUCCUUUAUUAUUUUUGACUUACUAUUAUGUACUUACUAAAGAUAUUUUAAUUUAAUGAAUCCAAAAAAAAAUUAGUUCCUGAUUUGUGUUAUCAAAUUGAAAUUUAAUGUACAUAUACAUAUUUUUUCAAAUCUUAAUUCGUCGUCCAUUGUCUUGAAUACCAUUGUCAAAUGAUGGAAGAUAGUUGAGAAGUUUUGACUGUUUUAUUUUGUUAGAAUCUCAUUUACAUUUACUUGGAUUGUACAAUGAAUUUCAUGCUAUCGACAUUUUCUCAAAUAUUUUAUGUUACUAACAUAUUAUAAGUGAAUAAUUUAUAUUAUCUAUAUUACAAUUUUAUACAUAACUAUUGGUAA